UUAUAUUUUUGACAGCACACGUGCUUUCUUGGAAACAUCGCGUCUAAAAACAGACUCUUUUUUUUUUUUUAUUUAUAAAGUUCUCCAAAGAUAAUAUUUUUUCGAAAUAAAUAAAUUUAUGGAAAUUUCAAUGUCAGCAGUGUGUGUUUUAGAAAUUCGAGUGUAAAAAAAAGCAAAUAUCAAAUAUUCCUAUGCGUCAUCUUAGAACUUUUAAUAGAAAAAGCGGAAAUUCUAUUUUUAUUUUUCUUUCUUCCAAAUACCCGCACCACAUCUCGUUUUUUUCUAUAUAAAAGCAGAUCUAUUAUUCUUGAACUAUUAUUUCCAAUUCACAUUUCAUCAGAGGCAGUCGAAAAUUUUUUUCUACAAACAAAUUUGUUGUAAAAGUAUCAAAAUGGCAAAAGUUUUACAUUUGAGUGUUUUUUCUGUUUGUGUUUUAAUUCUACAAACAGUAAUUACUUCAGCGGCUGUAUUGGAUUCAAACAUUACUGACGUUUGCUCGCAACCAAUUGAAAUUGGCACUUGUCGUGCAUUUAUUCCGUCUUAUGGCUUUGAUUCAACUGAAAAAAAAUGUGUGAAAUUUGAAUACGGCGGAUGUCAUGGCAAUGGAAACAGAUUUACUGAAUUAAAAGAUUGUCAAGAUGCUUGUGAAGAAUGUUCACAACCGAUUGAUCAAGGCCCUUGUUUUGGUUCAAUAGAAAAAUACGCUUUUAAUGCUAAAGAGAAAAAAUGCGAACAAUUCACUUACGGAGGUUGCAUGGGAAACAAAAACAGAUUUACUGAUUUAGAAGAUUGUGAAAAAAAAUGUAUGUAAAAUAGUUUUUAAGAAUAUUUUGUAAAAGUUUCUUUUUUAAACAUUUUGAGUGAAAUUUUGUACCUCUUUUUAUAAUAAUAAAAUUAUUUUAUAAACUCGUA
This is a messenger RNA of Leptopilina heterotoma, 912 nucleotides long. RefSeq names its product BPTI/Kunitz domain-containing protein-like. The transcript is spliced from 3 exons. The coding region runs from base 392 to 811 and encodes 139 amino acids. The record is from RefSeq and is a predicted model, not a curated record. Gene Ontology annotation, molecular function: serine-type endopeptidase inhibitor activity. NCBI's taxonomy places the organism in Eukaryota, Metazoa, Arthropoda, Insecta, Hymenoptera, Figitidae.